UCAGAGUAAAUCUUGAAAUAUGUUUUUUGACUUGUUUUUAUCCUAGCUACCAUGGCAGCCAUAGCAUGUUUUAAAAUUGAACUUGAACCAAUCAGAUGAUAUUAUAGAGAAAGAGAGACACCUGGUGGCAUCUCAUCUGCACUUUUAUAAACAGGGAGUUUUUUUAUUUACAGCACCAGCUUCACCUCAUCCAUUUAUAACCAUGUCCACACCACCCACCUCGCCUUCAGACUAUAGAGACCCCUCAGCUCCUGGUGCUGAUCCUGCUGAAGGACUUUCCCUGAAUCUGCUCCUCACUCCUCGUCUCGACGAAGUGGAGAACAUGCUUCCAGACUACCAGGAGGAAGAGGAGGAGAAAGAGGAGGAGGAAGAGGAGGAAGAAGAGGAGGAGGAGAGUUGGGAUGAGUGGGACGAGGAAAAAGAGAGUACAGAAGAGGAAGAGUCUGAGGAGGAAGAUCUUCAAGACAACCAGGCCUCAAGCUCCACAGGUUGCCACACAUUCCCAGUUCUGAUUCCAUAUACUGAAGAAGGGGUUGAUGGCUCGACUAUCUGCUUCCUGAGCUUAACAGAGUGGCUGGCUCGGAUUCGCAGAUCUACGCCCCUCAAACAUAGCAAUACCAAUGUGGUGAUGGACGAAGAAAAGGAAUGCUCACCCUGCUAGGACUAGAGAUACUGACUCUGACACUUUACAGUUUUAUUUAUAAUAAACAGACUAUUAUAA
Molecule: messenger RNA, 721 nt
Organism: Astyanax mexicanus (Mexican tetra)
Lineage: Eukaryota; Metazoa; Chordata; Actinopteri; Characiformes; Acestrorhamphidae
Product: histone H3.v1
Exons: 4
Coding region: 203-661 (152 amino acids)
Source: RefSeq, a predicted model, not a curated record